ACGCAUGUGCAGAGACAAAUAUUUGCUAUUUUCGGUCAAUGCGCAGGCGCAAUUGCAAUGGCGGCGAAAACAAAACUUGUCAAAUUUUGCAUCGAAAUAAAUCCAAAUUACUAAUUUCCUCUACAUUUCAAAGUUUUAGUAGGGUGCAAAAAUGAAUAAGGCAGAGGUUAGAAGGGAAAUAGAACGACUGGAGAGAGAAUAUGAAGAGAGAAAAAAGAAAUUGCAGAGAAGCGAUAAAGCAGCUGAAAGAAGGAAGCAUGUCAAAGAUAAACUAAAAGAGAUUUCCACUGUCAGCAAUGAUGAUGGAACAGAGUUGUCCAAAGGCAGCAUUCGCCAGACCAAGAAGAGAUCAAGACUUACUUUUGCAGAACCCCUGGUGGACGGGCAGAGAGACAGAAAACAUAUUGUGUCACCUCCUCAAAACAUUUGUUCCUUAAGUCAUAGUUCGCCUUCUAGAUCUGUGCCUGCCAAUAAAAGUAUUUCAGAUAGACACUUAGAUGUCAAACACACUACAUGUUUUAUUGAAAAUCCAGUUGUUUUGGAACUGAGUCAUGCAGACUGUGAUAAAUGCCUGGUCACAGAAAACACAACUGAAAAACUGUUCAAUGAUGAUCGAAAUUAUGUGUCGAAAAGGAUCUGCAAGGUGGCCAGGAUAACUCCUGUGUCAGAGGCUAAGGAGGGACAUGGCAAAAAUCCCUUGAGCUCAGCUGAUUCUGGCAAAUCUAAAGACUUCAUUACAAACCAGAAUCUAGGUACCAAGAAUAGUCAGGAUUCUCUCACUGUUCCAGAAACUUCCGCAACCCAGGAAUCUAGUUCAAGUGCAUUGUCCGAGGAUUCGUUAUGUUCUAUCAAGCGCCGUGGCCGAAAAAAGAAACAUGGUCACUGGUCUGUUUUAAAAGAUUCUGUUGCGAAUCCAAGUUUAGAGAUUCAGACUUUUAGUGGAACUACUUCUGGGAGUAUUAUCAAUGACAGUUAUCUUGAUUCAUCCAGCCAGUCAAAAGAGUCGCCCAGCUCUCACUCUCAGUGUAGUGGUGCACCAGCUGAGUCAGUGAGCUGCAACCUCCAAGAGGAUACAUGGGAUUCUGAGUCUGACUUGUUUGAGCCUUGUAGCCAGGACUUGAUUGAGUCUCAGUCCUCAAGUCAGGAUGACAGAUCUUUCUUUCCCAUCUUUCCGAGCACGCCUGUCCUGAAUUCCAGAGAUUUCAGUCUUCCCGAUGAGGAAUUUGGAACUGAGAAACUUAGAAAACUCAGUGCUAAGUCCAGGGCCUCUAAUCUUCCUGACAAGGAAAAUGGCAGAGGCAAACUUAGAAAACUCAGUGACAGUGGCAAGUCCGCGACUUUCAAUUCUAGCCAAAGUAUUCAAGCCAAGUCAAACAGAGAUGAUAUGUGUGGUGAUUCAAACUUUUGCUCUGGAAAAACAAGUUGUCAGGAUACUAAGAACUGUUUGAGAGGUUCAAGUCAAAUUUUUUUAUCUGAACCUUGUGCUGUCAGUGAGGGAGAAACACAGUUUUGUCAUGUGUCAGUUGUUUCAACUGAUGUGGCCCAGACUUGCAAGCACCAGAAAAAUGACCGGCUACGAUUGGUGGAUUGCAUCCCAAUUAGGCACUGUAAAUGUUCAAAUCCUGUGCAUGCAAUGACUGCAGGUAUUGUCGAGACCAGAUCCAGCAAAAUUCCCUAUCUUGUAGUAUGCAGCAGUGAUCAAGUCCAGGUCAUUCUUCACCGUGAUAAUCAAUGGUUUCUGUUGUGCCAGUGGAAGUCAGAAAUGGACUUGUCCACCAAGAGUGUUCAUGCCUUCCCCAGAAGGAGUACCAUAGCCUUUGCUGUUCUGAGUCAGUCAGACCAAUCCUGUUCUGCUAGAAUAUUCGCAUGUGAUAUCCGAGGAAAUAAGCUGGAAACCCUUGGGAACUUGUGUGAGAUGACUGUGAAAACAACCGAAGAAAGUCCAUCCAUUCACUGCAUUGUCCAGAGUGAGUUAGAACUGAUCAUGAGUACAAGUGCCAGAGGCAUCAGUGUCUUGAGGAAGUUUACCUUCAAUGAAGACUACACGUUAAUUGAUGCACAUGUGAUAUUCCCAAGAGUCUCUGGUCAUCUCAACUCUUUAGUAGCCAUCCCGACCAUCCCUUCUCUUGUGCUGAGUACAAGCAGUAAUACUGCAUAUCUAUGGAACACUAAUAGUGGUACCCUCUUGACAAGUGUGCAGUUCGCUGUGAUCCUUCCUGUCCGUUCCUGUAUAGCUGCAUUUGAAGAGCAGGGUUUUCUCUUCCUGCCAGUCCUUGCGUCUUCAAAAGUCAAGGAUGAGAUUUCAUUGGUCAUUGUAAACCCAAAGUCGGGAAGAGCCAAGAGUGCAAUAUCAUUUGAAACUGAUCGAAACAAGAGGAUUGUGUCCCUGAGUAUCUUCAAGGACCGUCUUCUUGGUCUUCAUCCCUCGGGAGACGUCACCGUGUGGGACAUUUACUCUGGAGAUGUCAUCGGAUCGUUAGAUAAAGGAUGUGUCCAGUGUCUUACUACAGUCGGGAACUGCAAGAACUUGUUUAUGAUGACGGUCUCUGCUAAACAGGAUCAAUGUUGUGUGAAUAUUUACAGAGAUAUAACAUAACGAAAAGUUUUAUGCCGAAUAUAUCAACGGUGAGUUACCUUGGUACCUGAACCUUGAAGAACCUGUCCAGUGUACUAGUGCAAUAGGACUAUGCCAUUACUGUAGGAACAUCAAAUACACUGUACAUGUAUUUGAAAAACCCUCCAAAUUUAUGCUCUGCAGGGCAUAUUGAAAGGAGCGUCUUUAGAGACUAUUGUCAAAUUUCAUUGAAUGUUUUACACACAUGUAAUUGUACAAUGUUUGUAUGAAGCAAGGUGGUCUAUAAUGCAUUAGCUCUGUAUGACAUUGCAUUACAAUUGGACUCAUAGCCAGCGCAGUGCUGCUGACAAUGUUUAUUUAUUUUAGUGUUGAAAUUAGUGCUGAAUGUUAUAUUUGCUAAAUUUCUUAAUAAAUUCUAUGCAAACAA
Messenger RNA from Lineus longissimus, 3002 nucleotides. RefSeq lists its product as uncharacterized. NCBI's taxonomy places the organism in Eukaryota, Metazoa, Nemertea, Pilidiophora, Heteronemertea, Lineidae. The record is from RefSeq and is a predicted model, not a curated record. Gene Ontology annotation, molecular function: protein binding. The transcript has 8 exons. The coding region runs from base 152 to 2596 and encodes 814 amino acids.